Molecule: messenger RNA, 4309 nt
Organism: Daucus carota subsp. sativus
Lineage: Eukaryota; Viridiplantae; Streptophyta; Magnoliopsida; Apiales; Apiaceae
Exons: 5
Coding region: 878-1324 (148 amino acids)
Source: RefSeq, a predicted model, not a curated record
AAUCAUUGUUGUUCAAGGUGAUGCAGAUUAUGAAGCUGAUCGCUUACUUUUCUCCGGAUCUUCUAAAGCUCCAAAGAAUGCAAAUGGAUGUUAAUUCUUCUGUAUUCGAAGUUUAUUUAUUUUUGCAUAUUAAAGCACAUUAUACCAUGCAGAUAAGGUGUGUCCAUGGACCAUGAACAUUUAUGCAAUGUGAAGAGUAGUAGAGACUUGGUUUGUGGCAUUCAUUUUAAAAGAGCGCCAUCAUGUGAUUUAAUGUUUUAUGCUUUACCUUCGUAUAAGAGUACUCAUACACAGGUCAGGGCUCAAUAACCAACUUUAGUAACUUGUGCGAAUAUUUAACCCAGAACAGGUAAUUCGUAUAGUUCUGAUAGUUCGAGCCAUUGGGACACAAGUCUCAGAAGUAACUUAGCCAACAAUGGAACUUUUUUGAAGAAAAGAAAUAUGAGAAAGUCUUGUUCCUUAAUAUUUCAGGUACCAUGUCCUGGUCAUGUCUUCAUUUUUAUGUCCAGUCAUAAACUUGUAACAUAAUCAUAGAUGUGGAGUGAAGAAUGACUUUACCUAAGGACAUAUCUGUUUCCCGAAAUAAGUAAAAAUGUUAAAUAAAUAAAUAGUUUAGGACUAUCACUACUAAAAAAACAAAAUUUGGGUUGUGGACAGGAAAGAAAAAGUCAAAAGAAAAUAUCAACUUAUCUAGUGGCAAGGAAGUAAUAAAUUAUAAUUUAACUAGCUUGAGGUGGAUCAUGGGCGAUGGAGUACUAAUGAUAAUUCAGCGUUCUAGCAUCAGCUUGGAAUCUUAACAUUCCACCGAAAAUAAAAGAUCUGGUUUGGCGAGCAUGUGCAGACUGUUUACCGACUUUAAUUGUGCUUCUAGAGAAACAUGUUCGAAUUAAUGAUGUAUGCCCGGAAGAGCUCCAGAAGCAUAUGCAUGCUGCUGACGAGUCAAGUGAGGAAGAUGUUGAUGGUUCCAGAAAUGAAGGAUAUGUUGGAAAAACAUGCGGAUGAAGUUGAGAGUGAAGAAGGUACCUCUUCCGAGGGCUCAGAGUGUGGUGGGUAUGAUGAUGAAGAAGAAACUGGGGAUGAUGAUAAUGACAGUGAAGAAGAUUGCAAAAAGCCUUCAUCUUCAAAGGACUGGGAACAAAGUGAUGAUGACAAGUUUGAUACAGAUUUGGAAAUUGAAGGUAGCAGAACAGGAAAUAAAGAAAAUAGUGUUGAUGAUGAUGACGAGGACGCUGAAGAUGAUGAGCACCAUGUAUUUGAAGCCCACAAAAAGUUGACAGGAAUCAAGCAAAAGCAAAUGAUUCUGUCAGAUCCUAAUCUUGUUUGACACUAAUGAUCAGCUGCAAUAUCAACUCAGUGUCUCUGUUGGGAAUGCUCUAAGAUUUCUGUACUUACACAGGGCAAGCAUACUUGUAGCAGUAAUUGAAACUCUGCGUGAAUAUGUUACCGUCUAUGAAGGAUUUAACUCCUUCCCUAAAAUAUUCUUGGCACUUUCAAAAGUUCUGUGAGCACCGGCAGGACAAGUGUACAUGCCUAGUGAAUUACAAGCUGAACUCCAAAUGUUGCUGACCUCAUAGAAAAGAAGGCUGAUGAGCAUCACACCUUGUGUCGUCCCUUGGAAAUGUGGUAGCAAAAGCCAGUGCCCAUAAAGUUGCUUAAUCCGAAAUUUGAAGAAAAUUUCGUGAAGGGUAGAGACUAUGAUCCAGAUCGUGAACGAGCUGAGGGCAAAAAGUUGUGAAAGCUUCUAAACCGUGAAGCUAAAGAAGCAGCUCGUGAACUGAGAAAAGAUAAAUAUUUCUUGUCCAAAGUGAAAAACAAAGAAAAGAAAUUAUUAUCAAACAAUAUUAUAAUUUUUACUAAUUUUUUUUUCCCCAGAAGGUGAUUAAGCCCAGGAGCUGCUGCAUCUACCAUUGACAACACUGCUCGAAUCAGAUGCAGGUUUUACAAUUACACCAAGCAAAUUUUUAAAAAUAUCUCUGUGUUUGUAAAUUUUUAUUUCAGUACUGUUGUAAAAUGUAAAAUGGUAAAAGAAGUCAAAUUCUGAUGUGGUAGGGAGGUGUGGCUCCUGAACCCUUUACUAGAUCCGCUGUGACUGCAACCUAAUUAAGCACGCCACUCUCCUCGGAUUCUGAUCAAGAAGCCACUUCUAUGUGUGCCCCAAGUUGGUGUCAAGUGAUUAUAGGUUUUUGGGAUUGCUGGUGCGAUGUCGUACGUGCACCAAAUAAUAUUUUGGAUCUGCAUUGGUACAUAAUAAUUCAUCCGCAUUAUGGCGAAAUAACUAAUCGCCAGUUGAUUCAGAGUACUGCUGGAGCUGAUCCGUAUGUUUGUUGGUGGAAGAUUUAUUAUGCAUUCAUUCAUGCUAGUGCAGAAGGUAGAUUUCAAUCUGCCACAUGCUGAAGGAAACAAACACACUACACAUAUGAAUGAUCAUUUGCGAAAAACAGGAAUACUUUGGCCAUGCCUGAAGAAAUUUGCAGGAUCAACAGCAGCCUUCACUCUCAGCAAUCUGUCGAAAUUGUUACCAAAAUAUUUUCUGCCCCAGACGCUUGCUUCUGCAUAAGUCCGACUACCUUGUCCAAUAUCAAGAUCAAGAUAAUUCACGUACGAAGUCCUUGGACUAUUCGUACCAUAAGGUGCAUAGUAGAUGAACAAUUCAUCGAUCCAGUUGAGGCGUUCUGUAGCAUCCUCGUCGAGAUUGAUUCCAAGGUUGUACAUGUACAAGACACCAGGACGAUGUGGAAAUGGAAGUGAGGACUCCGUAUAUUCAUCCAUUUUCCCUCCAAAUGGCGUAAAUUGCAGAACUGCUGUCUGAACAGGAAGCCGUAGCAUCCUGUCCCAGACGCCGGUGAGGCCUUGUGCAGAAAUCGGCACCCUCACGAACCCUGAUUUUCCCUUGUAAGCACUCCGUGGAAUCGCGUUCCUGUCCAGCAGGAUUUCUGGAGGCGUUCCGAGUGUGAAAUUUGAGAAGAAUGGGGCAGACCGAAUCCAACUCAGCUCGACGCAAUCUUCUCUAACCAAGCCUAAUUCGGGAAAUUCCUUUUGCAUGAUCGGAAGCAGUCUAUCAAUUUUACCAAGAAACAAGGAUUGAAAUACGAACCGUACUGUUUUCUUAUCUUCGCGAGCACUCGAAUUGCUUAGUAAUGUGUCAACUACACUUCGAACGUCAAGAUCUCUUUCGUCGAAAUUCGGAGCCACUGAUUGCCAGCGUCGAAAAAGCUCUGCCCCGUUCUGUUCCAAUGUUCUCGCAGCUGCAAAAAUCGUCACGGUUUCGGGGACAGGAACAAGUUGUAUUUUCCAGGAAACAACAAUUCCGAAACUAGACACUCCACCUCCCCGAAUAGCCCAAAACAAAUCUUCUCCCAUCGAUUUCCUAUUGUGAAUUUGGCCAUUUACAUCGAUGAAACGAGCAUCAAGCGUGUUAUCCGCAGCAAGACCAUACUUUCGUUUCAUCAUGCCGUAGCCUCCUCCUCCGAGAAAUCCGCUGACGCCAACUGUAGACCAAAGGCCAGCAGGAAAUCCGAGUGUCGAACUCUUCUCCGAAAUUCGGUAGUAAAGUUCGCCUAGUGUUAGGCCCGCGCCAACCCACGCGGUUGAACUUGUUAAGUCGAUAUUCACUUGUCGAAAAUUAAUCAUAUCGAGCAACACGAAAGGCUCUGUUGCUCGAUAUGAUUGGCCCUCGAAGUCAUGACCGCCUCCUCGGAACCUGAUCGACAAGGCGUUUUUACGUGCGCACAGAAUCGCAGCUUGGAUCUGCGAUUCUUGAGCGGGUGUGACAAUGACUUGAGGUUUCGGUGUUGCUGGUGUGGCGAACAACAAGUUGUCUAUUCGGGCAUUUAGAAUCGACGUAAAGGAAGAGUUACUCGGGGUGAAUGUGACACUAGAAGUUGUAUCCGGGUUUAGAGAAGAACGAGAAAGACAUUGAACAAAAUUCUGGCUAGCCACUUCUGCAGAAGCUGGCCACGAAAAAGUUAUAAAAACAGGAAGAAAAGCUAACAAAAGAACCCAAGAAGAAUGCAUGAUGAAAUGAUGUUAAAAUGAGAUGUGAUCAAAUAGUACGAUAGUAGCUGCUAUUUAUAGGUAUACAACCAAGACAGCAAUAAGGAUGCAUUCGAGAGCUGGUAACAAGCAGUGACGGAACCCGAAGUCCAAACUAGCAUUAUUUUUAGCGUUUAUUCGAUAUAAGUCGGGGCCGACGUGUAUAAGAAAAGGAAAAUGCUUCAUUGUUAGGAAUCAAUAAUUUUUGAUGAUAACAUAAACAUUUUUGUAACAUGUCUUACUUAGAAUCCUUAUCAAAUUUCAGUUGUAAUUGUUA